Messenger RNA from Stegodyphus dumicola, 2153 nucleotides. RefSeq lists its product as uncharacterized. The record is from RefSeq and is a predicted model, not a curated record. NCBI's taxonomy places the organism in Eukaryota, Metazoa, Arthropoda, Arachnida, Araneae, Eresidae.
ACUCAUGGCGCUCUGUAAUCAUUGAUGUGUAUGCAGUUCCCCGUUCAGGCAUGGAGUCGGAAGACUUAGUACGUCUGUACGAAAAUGUUUUAAAGCGAGAAAGGAGCAUUUUCAGAGUUAACGAAAAUAACAUCAGAACAGCCAUCCAGGAUAUGAAGGAUGUUUAUAUGCCUGAAGGAGAAUGGCAUUCCUCUACCGAUUUGACCAUUGCCAAUUAUGACAAUGCUGCGCACAGGUGUGCGUAUAUACACAAAUAUGCCUCUUGUCACACCGGCCUUCUCAUCGAAAUGUUACAAAGAGCUAUUGCAGACGAUCCUUCCGUAUUUCUUGAUCUUUUUGAUGGAACUUCUUUCCUCAAUCUCUGCUGUAUAGGAGGUGGCCCAGGAACAGAUAUAAUUGGUUUCUUGACUGUGUUCAGCUGGUACUUCGGGAAAUUUAAAUGUGAAGCUACUGUCUUAGACUACUCACUGGGGUGGAAAAAAACAUUUAAUUGUAUCGUAAAAGAACUUCGGAAUGGAAAGAGUUACGGCGAUCUCUCAUAUUCUGUCUUACCCGGCCGCUUUCACUAUGAUUACAUCGGCACAGAUUUACUCUCUUCUAUGACACCAGACGUUAAUAAAGCAAUUGGUUCUGCAGAUUUUCUGACCAUGAUUAAGUUCAUCUCUGCAGCUGCUCGGCAUGACACAAAUGUGAUGGUUAAGAAAAUCUUCAACAGUAUGAAACCAGGUGCAGUGUUGCUUUUUAUCGACAAUGCUGGUGGUGGUUUUCAUCAGCUGGUGAUGGAUGUGGCCCAAGGUUGCAAUCUGGAAACUGUUUUUGGUCCUUUUCGUCAUGAAUUGUACCAGAACGAUGUUUUUCGGGUGAAGCGGUUUGGCUAUAUGAGCCAAAGCGAAACAAAAGUUACCGUUCAUAUGUGGAGGAAAUUGCGAUCGGGGAAAAUAACCUUACGCAGCAACGUCAGAAAAGGAAUGGCCUCCAAUCGACCUGCACAACCAGACAGGCUAUUGUGGGGCGAUAUCUUAAAUACUGAAGCAGGCAUUUACUUUGCAGAUAGGCAAGAAUAUACAGAAGCGAGAAAUUCGUAUCGCUAUGUAAUGGAUGACAGCGAAAAUCUGGUGGAAGAUGAUUCUGAUGAAAACACCGACUGCUGCGUGAUAGCCUGAAUGAAUGAAGAAAUGUUAUCAUGAAUAAUACCUAUAAUUGUGCCACAAUCGACGAGGUAAAAAAGCAUACAUUUUUUGCAGUCCAUGUUAUGCUUCUGAUUAUUUGGGUGUAAGCACGUUUUCGUACGUGUGAAGGUAGUCAUGGGUAAAUUCUUCAUCUGCCGAUGAACGUAAUUAUUGAUAUCAUUUUUGUAUGUGUGAUUUAAACUGUAAGCAACGCGCAAAUUGUGAAUUAUAUUCCUUAAUGUUUUUGUAUAUGAAUAUAGCCGCAAUUUUUAAUUGAAUCGAUAAGAUUAUCACAUACUUAAAUGUAAUUAACAGCUUAAAUUUCAUUUGCUUAGUAACAUAAAAAUACACUAUUAAACAUUAAAAAAUUAUGAAUACUAACUCCCCCAAAACGGGAGUUAAUUCCAGAAAUUUGUACAACUUAUUUUAUUUUCUUUAUUUUAUACGUACAACGAUCCGAGGCACGUGUCAACCAAACUAAGAAACCUAAAGCUUUCUCAGGAUCUCAACAAAUCACAAAAGUAUGAGAAGACAGUUAUUGACGAGUGCAAAAAGAGUAAUUGGGAAAGCUUAUAUUUUUGUGGUGUUAAUUAAACUGAUAAUACUUAAUGCAUUUCAAGAGAAGAAAUGGCAGACUUUUUUAAUGUUAUAUCUCUAAGUACCAUAGACAUGUAAAAGAUACUACUAUCCCUACAUUUUUCAUAAUUUAUAUAGUAUAAGUGGAAACGAACAAGAAGAUAAAAUAAUUGUUUAAGUUACUGGAUUAUCUUUGUCUGAGCAGAAACAGUGAGAAAGCGAACAUUGUGAAAGAAAUUUUAUCUUAUGCAUACAUUAAAGAGAUUUUAAAGGAGGAAAACAACAACAAAAAAAAAAAAAAAAAAAAAAAACGUGCAUUAUUCUAGUAUUAAUGCUAAGUGUAUUUGUUUGAAAUGUGUUUAAAAAAAUUAUUCUAUCUAAUUAAUAAACAACAAAUUUUAUAAGGUA